GGGAAGAACGCAGUGUUCAAGAUGCCCUCUACCUGCUGUGUUAUAAACUGCAAUAGUCGUUCACACGAUAGAAGUGGCAUAAAGCUUAAGAACGUAAAAUCCUUUUAUCGUUUUCCAGCGUGGAAAAAUAAUAGUACAAGCCAUGUUUCAGAGGUGACAAAAAGGCGACGAAUGGCAUGGAUAGCAGCAGUAAGGAGGCCCAAGAUUACCUUCGAUAACACUCCACCACACAUGAUGGUGUGUUCAAAGCAUUUUCACAAAGGCAAACCUGCCUAUGAAAUGUUGGAGUGUGAUCCUGACUGGGCCCCUUCUCUGUACCUCGGCCAUACUGAGGGCAAAGCUACGAACACAGACCGGUUCAAGCGGUUUAGGAGAAGAGCGAGGUCACAACAACAGCAACCCCCAUCGCUAGGCACUGACAACUCUGGUCCUGAGGCUGAUUUGGAAGCUCACAUGAAUCAACCCCCAUCGCCAUGCACUGACCACACUGGUCCUGAGGCGGAGUUGGAUAAUGCAGCACAUUUAUACCCAGACAACACUACACCUGCAACUGAGAUGGAAGGUCCCGUGAAUCCACCCCCAUCGCCGGGCACAGUCCACACCAGUCAUGAGACUGAGUUGAAUGAAGCAGCACAUUUGUUCAUGUAUUUUUUAAAUAAGUUUUAUUAAUAAAGGCAUAGAACCAGUUUAUUUGUAGUGCACUGACAAUAGCUUUAUAUAAUUAGUUUAUCAAUUAAAUUAAUAAAAAGACAAAAAGACCUUGCGAUAUGUUUGGUAAUUGUACCUGAAUGAAUUUAAAAUUAAUUUGCUAUAUUUCAGAUCAAUAUAUUUGUUUUCCUUAAUUUUAAUUAACCCUAACUUUAUUCUCAUCUGAAUUAUAAAUAAUUGAUUUCCGUAUAAAAUAAUACUACCAUUAAAAACACAUUUGAUUUUCUUUUUUAAUCAAUGUAGAAUAUGUAACUCUGCUCUGAAGACAAGAAAUGAAAACCAAUGCGAUAUGAUUAAUGUCCAAAAGAUGAAACCCACAGACUGUUUUGAAAUGGGGUUGGAUAAAUAUGUUUUGCUUUUAAAACUGUUUGUGUUUGGUUGGGUGACAGUUGUAUGUUACAGUUUGACGAGCUUAGAGUGUGACAAAAGCACAAUGUUGUGUUUUAU
This is a messenger RNA of Xyrauchen texanus (razorback sucker), 1155 nucleotides long. RefSeq lists its product as uncharacterized. Lineage: Eukaryota; Metazoa; Chordata; Actinopteri; Cypriniformes; Catostomidae. Bases 22 to 669 code for a protein of 215 amino acids. The record is from RefSeq and is a predicted model, not a curated record. The transcript is spliced from 3 exons.